UGUACAUUAAGCAAAGAGGUAUUUCAAAAGCAUUGCAGCGUAACAACGGAGAAUGAGCUGUCUUUCACAUGGUUCUGAACCCAUUUGCUUUGGUGGAAAAUGUUCCCUAUAUACCAUCAGGUUCUGUUCAAUCAGUUCCCAUUAAAGAUAGGAUGGGAUGUCAAGUCGACCAGCUGUCUUACACGCCACACUUUAAUUGAACGUACCAGUCCUACACAGUAGUCGCUGAUGUUGUACCGUUGAUUUGGUGCAUGGAGCCAAUGUUUAUGUGAUGUUCGUCUUUGUUCAGUCCCAACACCCUGAUGUUGCCAUUGCAGUCAGUUUAUAGUCUCUGCUUUUGGCCGACACAUCCACAAAGCUCACACCCUUGUAUGAAAGGUCGUCAUUACAUCGUCACUGGGGCUUUGCAAAGGUGAGCGAACAUGACGACAUUUAACCUCCAUGGCUACAAAUAUCAGAAUAACAUGGCUCGGAACAGGGGCGGGCCUCACCAUACAAAGCCUGUCACCGACUUGAGCCGAUGGCGCAUGAGCAGUUUUGAGGGUCGCCAGCACUGGCGUUACAUUCCAGAGGGGGAGGUUCCGGAGAGGGAACAGAAUCUUCUCGAGAAGUACUUCGUCGGUUUGGAUAUCAGUGAUGUGCGCCCUUCUCCACCACGGGCGACCACGGCGAAAGAGGCAAUGUAUAAUGGAAUGAGCUUUUAUUUCGACAUACUCGAUCCCGAUGGUCACUGGCCGGGUGACUUUGGCGGACCGCUGCUGCUGAUGCCGGCAAUGAUCUUUGCAUAUUACAUUAGUAAUGAGCCGUUCGAAGAAGCGGAGAGGCUGGAGAUGAUUCGGUAUCUACGGUCGGUGGAGUGCCCGGACGGGGGAUGGGGGCUUCACAUCGAAGCCCCUCCCACAGUUCUUUGCUGUGUGCUGAAUUACGUCAGCAUGCGGAUGUUGGGAGUUCCAGCAGAUGACCCGUGCCUUGUUCGCUGCCGAACCUUGUUCGAGAAGCUAGGGGGUACCUGCUCUAUUCCAUCUUGGGGGAAAUGCUGGUUGUCCUUUAUGAACUUGUACAAAUGGGAGGGUAUGCACUCUUUGUUUCUGCCCGAGCUCUGGAUUCUUCCGGAUUGGUUUCCGGUGCAUGCCCGGAGAAUCUGGUGCUGGUGCCGCCAUGUUUACCUUCCUAUGGCGUACUGCUUCGGGGCCAAAAUACAAGCCGAGUUGGACAACUUGCUUCUUGAGAUCAGAAAAGAGCUGUAUCCUGAAGGGUUUGAAAACGUGGAUUGGCCGGCACAACGCGAGAACAUUUCCUGGGCAGAUUUGCUGGUUCCUCACACACCUACAUUGAGAGCUGUGUACUUUUUCAUGGACAAAUACGAAGAACACCACAGCAAAUACAUACGGGAUUGGGCUUUGAAAGAGUGUUACGACCAAAUCAGGGGAGACGACUCCAGUGCCAAUUACACAUGCUUGGGUGUUCUACAAAAACUUCUGAACAUGGUGGUAAGAUGGCAUGUAGAGGGCAAAGACUCUACAGCCUAUAAACUGCACCUGAACAAUGUCCAUGACUUCUUGUGGAUGGGCUGGGAUGGAAUGAAACUGAGCAGUACACCUGGAAGUUGCCUUUGGGAUACUACACUCGCGGUACAAGGACUUGUGGAAGUUGGUGCCCACGAUUACCCCGAAUUCGUGCCAAAACUAAAAGCCAUCCACGAGUACAUCAAAUGCCAGCAAGUGAAGGAGAAUCCCCCAGACUACGAGCUAUUACAUAGAAAACCCGUUAAGGGCGGAUUUCCUUUCGCCAAUUGGGAUUACAAUUGGUGUGUUUCGGACACAACGGCAGAGGGUUUUAAAGCCUUGCUGCUUCUGGAGAAGCAUUUGGACGUUGUUAAACAAAACAAGAUGCUGAGCUUGGAUUGCGUGGACGUGUUGCUUGGCUUCACCAAUCCUGACGGCGGAAGCGGGACCUGUGAGGCCAAGAGAGGCAACGUUUUGAUGGAGCUUCUGAACCCAGCAGAAAUCUUUAACAACAUCAUGGUGGAUCACUCGUACGUGGAGUGUACGUCGUCCGUGCUGACCGCUCUGAAGAUGUUCACCGAUGACAACCCGGAAUACAGACGAGAGGACAUAACCAAGUUCUUGGACGGUGCCAUGAAGUUUAUUCUGAAGAAUCAGAGUGAGGAAGGAGGCUGGGAAGGCUUUUGGGGAGUCUGCUUCACAUAUGGGGCCUGGUUCGCCAUGGAGUCAUGCGCUGCCAUGGGACUCGGCUAUCAAAGCGGUGACCUGCCGCUCGAAAUCGAAAAAGGAUGCAAAUUCCUGGAGAAGUAUCAACUCAGUGACGGUGGAUGGGGUGAAAACUUUGAGACCUGUGAACAGUCCAGAUACAUCAGCAGUGAGACCUCCCAGAUGACCAGUACGGCCUGGGCAUUGUUGGCUAUGAUGGCUGUCCGCUACCCUAACAUUGAUGUGAUCGCCAAAGGUAUUGAGAACCUGAUCUCCAAGCAGCUUGACUCCGGUGACUGGCCCCUGGACAGCGUGCCAGGCACCUUCAACAGGACCUGCACACUGACAUAUGUCAACUACAAGAACAUUUUCCCUAUCUGGGCUUUGGGAAGAUUCUGUAAGCUUUAUCCUGAUCACCCACUGGCUGCAAAGAACAAUAAGUCAUAAAUAACUGUGAGAGUCAGUGUCUACAGUUUGUCGGUGCGUUAACAGGCGCUGAUUUAGUAG
Messenger RNA from Liolophura sinensis, 2717 nucleotides. Its product is annotated as lanosterol synthase-like. The transcript has 3 exons. NCBI's taxonomy places the organism in Eukaryota, Metazoa, Mollusca, Polyplacophora, Chitonida, Chitonidae. Gene Ontology annotation, biological process: triterpenoid biosynthetic process; cholesterol biosynthetic process. The record is from RefSeq and is a predicted model, not a curated record. Gene Ontology annotation, molecular function: lanosterol synthase activity. Bases 423 to 2657 code for a protein of 744 amino acids. Gene Ontology annotation, cellular component: lipid droplet.